Molecule: messenger RNA, 1359 nt
Organism: Sclerotinia borealis F-4128
Lineage: Eukaryota; Fungi; Ascomycota; Leotiomycetes; Helotiales; Sclerotiniaceae
Source: the annotation of a GenBank genome assembly
AUGUCCGGCCUUUGGGAUAAUCGCCCUUCACCUGUGGCCGAUCAACUCUCAACAAGCUUUGGAUCCGAGCAUUUAGGACAUGAUAGAAUACAUGGAGAUAACUUGAUACCUGGAGUAUCAGCAACUGUAGCCAUGACAGGCGAUAAUGAGGAUAUUGAUAUCGAUAUCACCGCAUCUCAAAAGAUGAUCUCGGCAAUGUCUGGAAGUCUAUUAACUUCGCUAUUAGUGACUCCUCUAGAUGUUGUCAGAGUUCGUCUACAAUCACAGCCUUCUCAGUCUCCAUUAAUAGCAAUUCGCAAAGCCGCUAUGGCAUCCCCUCAAACUUUCGGCACACUUCCACCAAACCUGGGAAUAACGGCAUGCUGUCGGGAAGUCUUUUUCACAAGUGGCACAACGAGCGAUGGUUGUAUGGCUGCACCUAGAAUUGGUGCAAUGGAGGGUGUUGGGUGUGCCGUGGAAGAAACACAAAGGAAAACCUUCAAUUCGACUUUUGAUGGAAUGCGAAAGAUUGCGCGAAAUGAAGGGCUCACAACUUUAUGGCGAGGACUAUCACCUACUUUGGUUAUGACGGUUCCUUCGAAUAUCAUAUACUUUACGGGAUACGAUUGGCUGCGAUUUAACACUCAAAGUCCCAUCAAUCGAACGUUCCAUGACAAUUAUGCCCCUCUUGCUGCCGGUGCCUCUGCCAGAACCAUAGCUGCUGCAGUCGUCAGUCCGAUCGAAAUGUUUAGAACCAGAAUGCAGGCUAGUCAAGCAACUGGGGGGGCACAUUUUUCAGAAACUGUGAAGAGUGUUGGUGAAAUGGUUUCGCUUCAUGGUUAUACCUCUCUGUGGCGAGGAUUAACUUUAACACUUUGGAGGGACGUUCCAUUUUCCGGAAUUUACUGGUGGGGUUAUGAAUCAAUAAGAGGGACAUUGACAGAUGCACGAGAGCGCGGUCGAGGGAGAACAUAUGACAAGAAUACUUCUAGAGGUCAAUUGCGUACUAGGUCACAAAGUCGAGAGAAACACACAGCGACAUUCCUCGACAGUUUCAUCGCCGGAGCGACAUCUGGAGCCGUUGCUUCUAUUCUGACUAUGCCUUUCGAUGUCGGAAAGACACGAAGACAAAUCUUUCAGGAACCGGGGAAAACAGCAGUAGGAGUCGAAAAGGUCUUAGCUCCUGAAGAACAAUCCAUGCCAAGAUUUCUUAUGCACAUCUUCAAAGAAGAGGGUAUUGGCGGCUUAUGGAAGGGAUGGGUAGCUAGGACUUUGAAGGUUGCUCCAGCAUGUGCGAUAAUGAUCAGUUGCUAUGAAGUAGGGAAGAGAUCAUUUAGAAGCGUAAAUGAGAAAGCGGAACGAAAGCGAGGAACCGAGUGA